AUACCCAUUUUAUGUACGUGUAUAACGCAUGUAACGCGUGUUGCAUUUUGCCAUUGAAUUCCUCGAUAUAAACGUUGAGGAGAACAGGAGCCUUGAAUUCACCGGGUGGAGCAAGAUGUAUUUCAGCACUUUCACUCUGUUGGUUUUGGGGAUGUUUGGUAGUAUCGAAGCCAACGCUUUCCAUGGAUAUCCUGGGGUGGCAAGCAUGUCAGCGGAUGCCAGGGCUCGUCCGCCAAAGCGUUGUGUUGCACCAUCGGUUUUCCAAGGGCAAAUCACUCAGCUUGCCUCACCAGGAAAUGCGGUGGCCGUUUCAAACAUUUCAUACGACGCAACUGCGGAGCGCGUGAGGGUGUAUGAAACGAUAUAUUUGCCCAAGAACCAAACCCUGAUUCAGGAAAUCCUGGUGUUUUACAAAAAGGGCGUUGCUUACAUUCGCGACGUGUUAAAGGGUACAUGUGUAAAGGGAACUGCCCCACCAGUAUUCCCGACAAUUAAAGUGCAGAAGAAUGCCAAAUAUGUGGGAGAGAUUUUCUUCGGAAAGUCCUUUUUUCUUCAGUCUUGGGACGAAACGCUUCCAGGCACACCAGUUAAGCUCUUCUCUACAUGGACUGCUGAUGGAGACUGUUACCCCGUCUCUCAAACCGCCAUGAUCGGUAUUGAGCCAGCUACAGUUGUGAUCACUUCGUAUUUCAACAUGACCCUUGGGAUCAAAGACCCCAGCGUGUGGGACAUUCCGGCCGGAUGUCACUCGGCGCCCUGGACGGGAUACUUCCAGGACAAAUAUCUUGGCAAAAGAUGGUAUCUGUAGACCUAUGGCUUGAUGAGAAUGUUUUAGAAGACAUGAAGUAUAGAUUAGAAUAAGAUGUUGGUAGAUUCAAAACUUCAUGAUUUUGUGACAAAAUGUCGUACCCCAGUAUCAAAAUGGAUUCGGAGAUUCAAAUAAUAUGCUAAUUAGGGUGUUUGCACUUUUGUAGGCCAACCCUGGGCACCGCACUCCACGUGUACACGUAGAACAGUACACAAUGGUAAUACUUUGUGAAUGUAGAUGUAAUCGAUAAUGUAGCAUCUCGUGAGCUAAAUCUUCGAGUAACCAACCUACUCUGAGGCUAAAUAUAUAAUCUUUGAAAAUCUAAACUGAAUAGCUUUGAGCUGAUUUCUCUCAUAGGUGACCCUAUAGUGUAAUAGGUAUGUACAUGUAUGUAAUACUCAUAUGGACAUAGGCAUGUCGUAUGAACAUGAAAUAUAGAUUGGAACGGUCAACGGAUCUGUCCAUAGCUGUUGAGUCAAUGGUAGCACUAAUGAUAAGUAACAAAAAGUCUUAUUUUGUAAUCAAUUUCUUUUGUAUUUUUUUGUAGAAAUAAUCAUAACAGUUUUCUAGUAAUAAAUUUUUGAUACCUGGAUUUUAGGAUGGCAAGCUGUGUAAGGAUGAAUAAGGAUGGAAA
This is a messenger RNA of Lineus longissimus, 1442 nucleotides long. RefSeq lists its product as uncharacterized. Gene Ontology annotation, biological process: cell-matrix adhesion. NCBI's taxonomy places the organism in Eukaryota, Metazoa, Nemertea, Pilidiophora, Heteronemertea, Lineidae. The transcript is spliced from 6 exons. Gene Ontology annotation, cellular component: extracellular region; lysosome. The record is from RefSeq and is a predicted model, not a curated record. Gene Ontology annotation, molecular function: calcium ion binding. Bases 116 to 808 code for a protein of 230 amino acids.